This is a messenger RNA of Halteromyces radiatus, 1839 nucleotides long. RefSeq lists its product as uncharacterized. The record is from RefSeq and is a predicted model, not a curated record. Lineage: Eukaryota; Fungi; Mucoromycota; Mucoromycetes; Mucorales; Cunninghamellaceae. Bases 117 to 1637 code for a protein of 506 amino acids. Gene Ontology annotation, biological process: negative regulation of transcription by RNA polymerase II; positive regulation of transcription by RNA polymerase II. Gene Ontology annotation, molecular function: RNA polymerase II cis-regulatory region sequence-specific DNA binding; DNA-binding transcription factor activity, RNA polymerase II-specific; zinc ion binding. The transcript has a single exon.
UUUUUUUUUUUGUUACAACAGAAGUACUUUUUAUUUUGACUUGUAUUUCUCUUUAUUGUUUAUUUGUUUGUCUCAUUGUUUUAUAUAUUGUAUUCAUUCUUCUUCUUGUUCAUUCAAUGGUGAAAACGGAAGACUACUCGACUGCCGAACACCUUUUUACAAAAGAACCCUUCUCUCACCUACUUCAACAGUCACUACCUUCUCCUUCUUCUUCUGAUGGUCAAUUAUUCAGUACUUUUCCUUCACCUACUUCUUCAAAUGAUUCUUUAGAUCAUCAACAUCAACAACAACCUUACUUUGGCAGCAAUCCACAUCAAGCUAUACCUUACAAUGUCCUUCAGGCCCUUUACUGUGGACAAUCUCCUUCCAAUGAAUCAAUGACUUCAAAUUUGGAUUUAUCUUCUGCUCCUACUCUUUUGGAAAAUUUUGAUCAAUUUGUUCAAUUUGAUGAUGAUGGGCAUUCACUCUUUCAUCAUCCUCACAAACAACAACAACAGCAUCACCAUCAACAACAGCAACAACAGCAACAACAGCAACACCUUCAUCAACACCUUCAUCAACAUCUUCAUCAAUACCAGCCUUAUCAGCCACGUGAAUCUACUGUCACUCCUUCAGCCAUCAGCAAAAAGACAAACUUAGCAACAACAUCAACCACAUCCACCAGUCAACAACGGACUCGACAAUUAGAGUGCUCAAAUUGUCAUGUCACCAGUACUCCACUUUGGCGUCGUACACCUGAUCGGGCUCAUUUUCUCUGUAAUGCAUGUGGUCUUUAUUACAAACAAUAUGGAAAUCAUCGUCCUCUGCAUGUACGACAGAAACAACAGCCACAAAAACAAAAGCCAACUUCUUCUUGUACUCCUCCUCCUUCUGCUGGCGGUGCUACAUCUUCUCCUUCUUCUUCAUUGGACAUAUCAGAUUGUAAAGAAGAACAACAACAGCAAAAAAAACAAUCUAAUGCAAGUGAUUAUGGAAGUCUUAUUAUUGGUACUAUGUCUUCUCCCACUAUUUCUCAUUCAAGUAUGACUAUUCCCACUGAACACUCCUUGAAUCAAUCAACACCAUUAUUCGUAUCCACCUCAACAAAAGAUGAUCCAAUUUACAAAUGUAUCAACUGCUCACAAACAAGGACUCCUCUAUGGCGAAAGGAUGGAAAUGGUGAAUCUGUAUGUAACACUUGUGGUUGUUAUCCCAAAAUCGAAGAACAGGAUCAGUCUACAUAUAUGAAAAAAUCAAGACCGCAAAAACGACGAAAAAUCAUGGAAAAUGGACAACCUACAUCACCAUCAACAACGUCCCCUAUAUCUCCUUUAUUAUCUACCAUGUCAUCACAGCCAUCAUUAACAGCAAUCCAUCCUUUAUCUCCGCCACAGCAACAUGGACAACAAUCAAAGGAAUGGAAUGAGUUUGACGACACUCGUUUCAAGAACUUACUUAGUCGAAUGAAUCAACAACAAAUGUAUGGGUUUCUAGGUAUGCUUGAAAGGCGAUGUGCUAUUUUACGCUCCAUUCUCUAUGCUGAUACUACUACGUCUCGAUCAUUUUCCCAUCCUCCUCCUAUGAUGACUGGAUCUAUUGAUACUGCGACUAUUACUUCUGGUGCUAUCUCUGCUGACAUGAACCUCUCUCAACUAUGAAGCCUUCAAGUUAGUUAGUUUUUUUUUUUUUAUUAGUUUUUAUUAUAUAUAUAGUUAUUAUAUCCAUUUUAUAGUAUAUCUUUUAUUUUAUUUUUAUUCUUCUUCUUUAUACAUACUUACGCUUAAAAGGUAAUUGAAUCCGUCGAUCGGUUGUUAUCCUUUCCUAUUUACUCUCUCACACCCACACUUUUUUUUUUUUUUU